Molecule: messenger RNA, 1791 nt
Organism: Empidonax traillii (willow flycatcher)
Lineage: Eukaryota; Metazoa; Chordata; Aves; Passeriformes; Tyrannidae
Product: tripeptidyl-peptidase 1-like
Exons: 13
Coding region: 16-1737 (573 amino acids)
Biological process (GO): central nervous system development; proteolysis
Molecular function (GO): tripeptidyl-peptidase activity; serine-type endopeptidase activity
Source: RefSeq, a predicted model, not a curated record
UCUCACGUGACCGGGAUGGCGCGGGGGUGUCGGGGGAUCCCCGCUGUGCUGGUGCUGUGUGCGGCCGCCUGGAGCUGUGCCGCGGGGCUGGCGCUGAAGCUGGAGCGGGACCAGCCGUUUCGCGUGCCCCCUGGUUGGGCCCACGCCGGCCGCGUGGACCCCGGACAGCCGGUGCAGCUGACCUUCGCCCUGCGGCAACGUGGCAUCGCCCACCUCGCCCGCCUCGUCGAGGCCGUCUCGGACCCCCAGUCCCCCCAAUACGGGCAAUACCUGUCCCUGGAGCAGGUCCGGGACUUGGUGCAGCCAUCCCCAGUCACGCUGAUGACAGUGCUGAAGUGGCUGCAAAGCCAUGGAGUGGAGGACUGCCAGAGUGUCACCACCCUUGACUUCCUGGAGUGUCAGCUGCCUGCGAGCAUGGCUGAGCUCCUGCUCCCCGGGGCCGAGUUCCACCGGUACGUGCAGGGCCAGCGCAGCCUGGUGCGGUCCCCACUGCCCUACGCUGUUCCCGCGGAGCUGGCGGAGCACCUGGACUUUGUGGGUGGGAUGCAUCGGUUCCCCGUGGAGCGCAUGGUCAACAGAACCGAGACCAGGAAGCACGUGGGGUCGGCGGGAGCAUUGUUCCACCUGGGUGUGACACCGGCCGUCCUGCGCCAGAGAUACAACAUGACAGGGGGGGACGUGGGGCUCCUGCACAACAACAGCCAGGCUUGUGCACAGUUCCUGGAGCAGUACUUCCACCAGGCUGACCUGGCUGAGUUCAUGCAGCUCUUUGGCAGCAGCUUCGCCCACCGCACACAAGUGGACCGCGUGGUGGGGCGCCAGGGCCAUGGCAAGGCCGGGCUGGAGGCCAGCCUGGAUGUGGAGUACAUCAUGAGCACGGGUGCCAACGUCUCCACCUGGGUCUUCAGCAAUGCAGGACGGCACGAGAGCCAGGAGCCUUUCCUGGCCUGGCUGCUGCUGCUCAGCAACAUGUCAACGGUGCCGUGGGUGCACUCGGUCAGCUACGGGGACGACGAGGACAGCCUGUCCCUCGCCUACAUGGAGCGCGUCAACGCUGAAUUCAUGAAGGCGGCAGCGCGUGGCCUCACCAUCCUGUUCGCCUCAGGUGAUGACGGCGCUGGGUGCCGGCGGGUGCACAGUGGGAACCACACGUUCCGGCCCAGCUUCCCGGCCUCCAGCCCCUAUAUCACCACUGUGGGCGGCACGUCCUUCAAGAACCCGUUUCUGGUGACGGAGGAGGUGACAGAUUACAUCAGUGGGGGCGGCUUCAGCAACAUCUUUCCCAUGCCUGGGUAUCAGGCUGCUGCCGUCGGGCGUUUCCUGCGCUCGGCCUCGAAGCUACCGCCCAGCUCAUACUACAACAGCAGUGGCCGCGCAUACCCCGACCUGGCCGCGCUCUCUGACAACUACUGGGUGGUGACGAACCGCAUCCCGCUGCCCUGGGUGUCGGGGACCUCGGCAUCCACACCGGUGGUGGCGGGCAUGGUGGCACUGAUCAAUGACCGGCGACUGCAGCGGGGGCUGCCACCCCUUGGCUUCCUCAACCCCGCACUCUACCAGCUGCAGGAGCGGGGCCUCAGCACUGCCUUCUAUGAUGUCACCCAGGGCUGCCACUUGUCCUGCCUGGAUGGCACUGUGCAGGGCCAGGGCUUCUGUGCCGGCCCCGCCUGGGACCCUGUCACCGGCUGGGGCACCCCCAACUUCCCGAGCCUGCUGCGGGCCCUGCUGCUGCACUGACCGGGACACUGUGACUGGGACAGGGGGACUGGGACACGGGGAUUGAGACACUGG